AGGUCAUAUUUGGUUUGAAGUUGGAACUUGGAAGACGAUAGUGCGCCGUUUCCCGUUGCGCAGCAGAAGGAAAGCAAGCUGUGGGUGGGAAGACAAACCAUAGGGUUUCCAGAGCCGCUGCGACAGAUAGCCGGUCGCCGUCUUCGCGGGGGAAGCGCUUGAUGGGUUUCUGGGGUGUUGAGGUGAAACCGGGGAAAGGGGUCAGCCCUUAUGGUGCUGCUGCCAAUGCGCUAGGAAAGCUUCGCAUAACCCAGGCAACAUUAGGGGGUGGCUCAUCGAAUGAGAAGACCACACUGCAGUGUUUAACGGAAGAGAAGAAGAGACCUAUUUUCUUGUGUACUUUGUUGCCUGAUAGGAUCGAGUCCUGUUCCUUGGAUCUUGAAUUUGACGAGGAUGAUUCUGUGACUUUUUCUGUUCUUGGUUCACGGAGCAUCCAUAUUUCUGGUUACUUUCUGGAAGAAGAUGAAGCUGAUGCUGGAGAAGAUGAUUAUGGGUUCGAUCAUCUUGAGGAGGAUAUUUCCAGCAUGGGCUCAGAGGAGUCAUCUGACUAUAGUGGUGAUGACGCAUCUGAGAGUGAUCUCUAUUUUGAUAGUGAUGAUGAACGCUACAAUGUCGUCCCUAAGAGUGGAGUUGUGAUUGAGGAGAUAACCGAUGAGGAGAAGGCUGUGAAUGAAAAUUCUCAGUCAAAGCAAGAGAAGAAGAACAAACAAAAUGGCUCAGUGGAAAAUCUGCACCAAGGUCAAAUUGUUCCAAGGAACAGUGCUUCUGUCCCUGUUUUGGAAAGUGAAGAUGAAGAUGGCUUCCCAAUUUCAAAGACUGCCCCUGAGAAGAAGUCUGAAGAAGCAGCAAAGCAGGUCGAUAAUGAAACAACUGAGAAAGUUCAAAAGAAGAAGAAGCGAAACAUUAAGACUAUUGAGCAAGAUGAUCAAUCAGAUAGGCAGAAGAAGGGGAAGAAGCAGAAGAAACUUGAUAAAGAAGGAAAAAAUGAUAAAGAAACACACGACAGUGGGACUGCUACGGUCAUGGAGGAUCAGAAAGAGUUCAAUGAGGUCACAAAUGGGGAAGCGCAUCAAGUUUUGCCUCAGGAGCCCCCAAAUGAGAACAAUGAAAAUCAAGCUGAAAAGAAAAGAAAAAAGAAAAACAAGAAAUCACAAGAGUCAGGAGAUCAACAAGCUACAACUACGGGGAAGAAGAAUGAAUCAAAUUUAAUUGAAGAAAAGCCGUCUCAAGUGAGGACUUUCCCAAACGGCUUGGUCGUUGAGGAACUUGCAAUGGGCAAGCCUGACGGGAAAAGAGCUGCUCCUGGGAAGCGGGUCAGUGUACACUACAUCGGCAAGCUUCAGAAGAAUGGCGAGAUAUUCGACUCUAACGUGGGAAGAGCACCUUUCAAAUUCCGUCUAGGUAUAGGGCAAGUUAUAAAGGGGUGGGAUGUCGGAGUUAAUGGUAUGCGUGUCGGAGACAAGAGAAGGCUCGUGAUUCCACCUUCAAUGGGUUACGGGGUUAAAGGUGCUGGCGGAAAGAUCCCACCAAACUCGUGGCUUGUGUUCGACGUUGAGCUGGUUGAUGUCCGCUAAAUCUAUACUUGCCCUCUGCUCUAACAAGCAUUGGCUGAAAGUUUUGUGUCACAAGAAAAGUUGUUUGAAUGCUUCUCUCUCUAGUCUCUCCUACCAUAGCACAGGCUCUCACCAGAGUCGAGCUUACUUCACGUCAAGUAUUUGGCUCGACAAAUUAGAUAUUUUCUCAUUUUUCUUCACAGAAGAGUAAACCACAUUUCGGAAUCUCAUCUUGUUCAUCCAUUUGGGAAGACUAUUUGUUGUGAUCAAAGAUUUUAUGUUGUGCCUGCUGAUCUUUGUUUACAAUCUGAUACUAAUGUUCUUGUUGUUUCUCUA
Molecule: messenger RNA, 1889 nt
Organism: Punica granatum (pomegranate)
Lineage: Eukaryota; Viridiplantae; Streptophyta; Magnoliopsida; Myrtales; Lythraceae
Source: RefSeq, a predicted model, not a curated record